This is a messenger RNA of Eimeria tenella, 1938 nucleotides long. RefSeq lists its product as uncharacterized. Bases 1 to 1938 code for a protein of 645 amino acids. The transcript has 7 exons. Lineage: Eukaryota; Apicomplexa; Conoidasida; Eucoccidiorida; Eimeriidae. The record is from RefSeq and is a predicted model, not a curated record.
AUGGCAAGCACACUAGGCGCCACAUCAAAUGCAGAGGAAGCAUGUCGCAGUGAGGGGACGGAGACAGUUGCGAUGUACUUGCACGGAAAUGUUGCAAAAGCGCUUGCAGAAGGCCUUGCAGCUACCAUCAAAGCCCAGCCCAAAGAUCCACCAAUAUUUCUUUCCCGAUGGCUGCUCGGAUUUGUUGACGAGCGUCAGAAGCAACUCAAAGGCAGGGUGCCACAGGUGCAAAGAGAAAGACUGUUAUCGCAGGCCUUCGUAAAGAGUUCCAGAGCAGAUUUGAUGAAGCAACAAGGAGAGCGAACACUACAAGGGCACUUGAAGAGAGCUCAAAGAGAUACCCUUGGUCUCCGUGCAUCCGAUACAGAGGCUAUUGAGGCUUUUCGAGCUGUAGAGUGGGUGGACGAAGAAACAAUUGGAAAUCUUCUUGACUGUUUAAAGAAAUCGGUUGGCGCUACUGGCAUUUAUAUGGCAAAGUACGAGGAACAGACGGCUUUCAAGGAUGGAAGUACAAAUCCGGUGUUGAGAUACAUUGCCACCGAUAAAUCUCAUACCCACAUGCUUGGCCAGUGCCUUCGUGAGGAAGAAGGAAUUACAUGGGAUCUUUUUCAAGACGACGAAAGUGACAAAGAUGCAGAAGAGCUAAUGAAGCCCUCCAGAGGAGACGGAGAGGACGAGGAAGGCGAACCCUUGGCAGAGGAACAGGAGGAAAAACGCUGGACAUCGACAGAUACGCCUGAAGCAGAGGCAGAGAAUGCAUUAAAGCACAAAUCUGUGUUUGUUGAAGAAGUGCUAGACAAUCCCAGAAUCUACUAUUUUGGCCUCACAAGGCCUGGAAGCUAUAUAGCUGUGUCUGUAGAGUUCAAUGAUGUGGCAAAUGCUGAGUCCGUCACGGCUUUGUCUAAAUGGCUGAAAGACAAACGAGAAGGAGAGGAAAAGAUAUCUUUUUCUGGAGAAAAAGUAGAAGAAACUUCAGGAACAGCUAGUAGCGCUGAGUCUACUGAUGGUGAUCUGAACGAUGAAGAGGAAGCUCUAGCCAAGGAAAGCAGCUCUCUUGGUCCUGUCGAACUACACAGCACGCCAGCAAAGUACAUCCUGUGUGCUGACUCCCUUGGACAGGAAGCAGCAUUUACGCAAAGUGCAUUCCAAUGCGUUCAAACAUUUGCGAAGGAGAUUGGGAAAGCCUUUGUCCGAACGCAGCGAGAAGCAGUGGAGCGACAAGCAUAUGAGAGGCUGAAUACUAGCGAGCUGCAAGAUGAAGAAGAAUACUUUUCUGAGUUACAGCAAAGGUGCUCAGUGAGGUCGCAGGAGCUACUAGAACAGCUGCAGGCCGAAGCGCUGCGACAGCUUGAUGAGGAGGAAGCAGAAGAGGCUGCACACAGCGAGAUGCUAAGGCAAGAAAAACAAAGAUGGCGACAAAAAAAGUCAGAGAAAAAAGGCCAUCUAGAAGGCCAAGAAGGAUACAAAGACAACGCGGAGCGCGAAGAACGGGUCGAUAGCGAAAGUCUGUCAAGUGGAAAAGACGAUGAGGAAGACGAUGAAACCAAUGAAGAAACGUCGGUGACUCCUCCUCUUUCCAGGCAGUGUGCAUUGGAAGCUGCAGCAGCGCAGGCUGCACUCCGGGCAUUCAACGAAGAAGUUCUCAACCAGUACAAGCAUAGGCUGUCAUUCCGCCAACGAUACAUUGCAGACUCUCCGGGAUUGGUGUCAGCCGCUGCCGCAUGCGCGCUUCUCCUAGGACACGAAGCCAGCGCACUCAAAGAACAUUCAAAAGACGAAAAUUCCCAGUGGAGCUGGAAUCAUCUGCGCCGGCUUCUAACGCCAGCCUUUGCUGAAGCAAUGCUGAAGUUUGACCCUAGUAGUGAGCAGUUCCGGGGAACUUUGGUUUUGUCACAGCCUCCGGCGUAUCAGUUGCUGCUCAGUGCCGUGUAUAUCUAG